Molecule: messenger RNA, 1079 nt
Organism: Corythoichthys intestinalis (scribbled pipefish)
Lineage: Eukaryota; Metazoa; Chordata; Actinopteri; Syngnathiformes; Syngnathidae
Product: fibrinogen-like protein 1
Exons: 7
Coding region: 31-978 (315 amino acids)
Biological process (GO): regulation of immune response; negative regulation of T cell activation
Source: RefSeq, a predicted model, not a curated record
GAGACUGCAAGACAGGAAAGGACUGAAAUAAUGGCAAUGCUCAUUAAAUCUGUAUAUUUUCUUUUCCACGUGGCUUUCUCAGUGGCGGUACCUGUUCCAUGUGAGCAGCAAGUGGUCCGCCUUGAAGCAGAGAUUGCGGGUCUGACCAAUUUGAUCAAUGAACAGCACCGGUACAUCCAGGUGCUCCACAGCCAUCAGGCUGAGCAGCUCGAGCACAUCCCCAACUCUCAUCUGGGCAGCCAAAACCUCUACAGAGACUGCUCUGAAAUUUUUGCCAAUGGAAACGUGGCCAGUGGCUUGUACGUGAUUCGGCCCGACGGCUUCCCCACAGCCCUCAGUGUCUACUGUGACAUGAAUAACGGAGGAGGGUGGACAGUUUUUCAGAGGAGGAGGGAUGGCAAAGAGGACUUUGACAGAGCGUGGGUGGAGUACAAGCAUGGCUUUGGGGACCUGCAUUCUCCAGAUGGAGAAUUUUGGAUGGGCAACGAUGCUCUACAUCAUCUCUCCUCACAAGGAAACUAUGACCUUCGCAUCAAUAUGGAAGACUUUGAGGGGAAAGAAAGCUUUGCAGAGUACAAGAACUUUAAAGUGGACAGUGAAAGGGACAUGUACCAGUUGCAUUUGGGGGAGUACAAGGGGACCGCAGGGGAUGCCCUGGCUGAUCUGCACGCCACCGAAAAACCAGCUCCAAAAUUCAGCACCUAUGACAACCAGCCUGGCGACGAGGUCAAGUGUAUCAGACACAGCAAGUCGGGCUGGUGGUUCAGCAGGUGCGAUUCUGGUAACCUUAACGGCCACUACUACAAGGGACCGUACCAAGCCAUGACCGAUGACGGGGUGGUGUGGUACACAUGGCAUGGGUGGUGGUAUUCCAUCAAAUCUGUGGUCAUGAUGGUACGAGCGGCCGACCUCGAGCGUCCGCAAGCCAUGGUGUCGGGUCAAUUGGACCCGAUGAAAGCGGCAGGUGAUAUGCACUAAUUCGGUUACAAUGGCAUACAGUAUUAUGUAGUCCCUAUUAUACAGUAGUAUUGCUGUUAUUGUUUUUGAAUACCCCAAAUUAAAACAUUACAAGAAUUGAA